UCAAAGAUCCUCCUGAAAUGACCGCGUUUUUUUUAUCGGUUGUGCUGUUUACGUUAUUACUUAACUUGACACAAGUUAGCAGCGUUACACUGACAUUCUCCAAGACUGAUCUAACGCUGAUUAUUCCCGAAACGAAAAGUUUGUGGCUUGUACCAAGUGGACCAUUGAAGGAGACAGCAGUAGUGCUAUUUACAUAUGAGAUAGGAGAUGACAUUAAAUACACAGAGGACCAUGAUUUACUUCAUAUUCUGCCCAACGUCACCAUUGCAGCCAACAGUAGCCUGACAGUGAAGAUCAAUUUUACUGCAGAUCAUGCUGGCAGUAUUAAUGUCGGAGUGAACUCUUCAUCACUGGAGCUGACAGGCUUGGAGAGUUCCUUUGUAAGGCUGAGUAUCUUCCAUAGUUCUGCCAUAGUUUACAUCAAUAUAGUGAUUGGUUGGAUCUACUUUGCUGCUUGGUCUGUGUCAUUUUAUCCACAAGUUUAUGAAAACUGGAAGCGUAAAAGUGUGAUUGGUCUGAACUUUGAUUUCCUUGCCUAUAACAUCACAGGUUUUAUAGCCUACAGCUUCUUCAAUGUUGGACUGUUCUGGUUCAAAAGUAUUCAGGAUGAUUAUAAGAGUUCACAUCCAAGGGGGAUAAAUCCUGUUCAACUGAAUGAUGUGAUUUUUGCUCUCCAUGCAGUCUUUGUCACCAUCAUCACCAUCUGUCAGUGCUGUAUGUAUGAGCGUGGUGGACAGAGAAUCUCCAAGAUUUCUUGUAUUCUGCUGGUUCUGGCCUGGCUGUUUAUUCUUGUAACAUUAUUCCUGGCGGUGGGCAAAGUCAUCACCUGGCUCAGCUAUCUCUACUGCUUCUCAUAUGUCAAACUUGGUGUGACCCUUAUCAAGUAUGUUCCUCAGGCAUACAUGAACUACAAAAGAAAAAGCACAGUGGGUUGGAGUAUAGGGAAUGUUUUACUGGACUUUACAGGAGGGAGUUUGAGUCUGCUACAGAUGUUCUUGUUGGCUUACAACAGUGGUAAGUGUUAA
Molecule: messenger RNA, 1025 nt
Organism: Ylistrum balloti
Lineage: Eukaryota; Metazoa; Mollusca; Bivalvia; Pectinida; Pectinidae
Product: cystinosin-like
Exons: 8
Coding region: 18-1025 (335 amino acids)
Biological process (GO): L-cystine transport
Cellular component (GO): lysosomal membrane
Molecular function (GO): L-cystine transmembrane transporter activity
Source: RefSeq, a predicted model, not a curated record